AGUCCCAAACUGAAGAGACUGAAGUAAGGAUGGCAGUUUGGGACAAAAAGAUUCUCUGGGCCGUCAUGGUGGUCCUGACAGGAGCUCUGGGUGAAAGAGUGAACUAUCCAGAUCCUGUUUGUGGUAUAAAAGGAUCGACCAUCACCCUCCCCUGCACCUUCACACCACCAAAGUCUGUCAAUGACAAUGGAACAGAAGUUUUGAUCGAUAUCAUCAGAGUCGUCUGGUGCAAGAACCAUACAAUCUGUCAGGGAACAACUCCGUCUGUGUACGACAGCAAAUCAAACAACAACAACCCUCGUUACAGAUACCUGGGAGACAAGAAGGGAGACUGCACUUUACAGAUCUCAGAUCUACAGGAGGAAGACAACAAAACUUUUCACUUCAGAAUGGAAGCUAAUGAUGACAAAGCACAUUGGACUGGCCAGUCAGGAGUGAGAGUGACAGUCCAAGAUGGUGCUCGGAUGAAGAUAAGAAGCUCCAGAGAUGACGGAGAGUUUAAAAGAGGGGAAGAAGUCACACUGAACUGCACCACAAACUGCUCUAUCCACCAACUGGAGGUCAGCUGGUUCAGAGAUGGCUCCGCCCUCUCAGAGUCUGGCCCCACCAUCCAUCUCAGCUAUCUGACUGCAAAGGAUUCUGGGAAAUACACCUGUGGUUUGAAGAAGAACAACCUCACCCUCUCAGAGCUGUACAGCCUGCAUGUGGAGGAAGGAGGAGGUCUGCCUCUCGCUGGUCUGGUGGUCGGGGUCCUGCUGGUUCUCUUCGCUGUUAUUCUGGUCGCUUGCAUCAUCAAAAGGAAGAGAGCAGCAGGUCGGGACCAGACAGCCGUGGGACGGGACGAGGAACAAAAGCACUCUGAGAACAUCUACAGCAACAACUUGCUGCCACUUGCUGAGCAGCAGGGACCCAACAGCGCUGUGGAGGAAGUCAGCUACGCCUCGGUCCAGUUCACACACAAGAAGCAGACCAGACUGGCAGAGGAGGUGGAGGACUCCAUCACCUACAGCUCUGUAGCCAGAACAGGCUGAAGAUAAACCGCACCA
Molecule: messenger RNA, 1046 nt
Organism: Perca flavescens (yellow perch)
Lineage: Eukaryota; Metazoa; Chordata; Actinopteri; Perciformes; Percidae
Exons: 7
Coding region: 30-1031 (333 amino acids)
Source: RefSeq, a predicted model, not a curated record